Molecule: messenger RNA, 2855 nt
Organism: Ostrea edulis (European flat oyster)
Lineage: Eukaryota; Metazoa; Mollusca; Bivalvia; Ostreida; Ostreidae
Exons: 4
Coding region: 187-2208 (673 amino acids)
Molecular function (GO): zinc ion binding
Source: RefSeq, a predicted model, not a curated record
AUACUCCUAUCAACACUUUUUUACGUGAUGCAAGCGGCCUUGUCGGGUCACGGGGUCAAUCGGCAAUAAAUCGGAUGUUUACAAACGGUAUAUGAAAUGACGCGCGUCAAAGUAAACUGUGUUUUUAUGCUUUUUAUAUUGAUUUAGACGCUUCAUAUUUGUGAUUUAUUUGUUACUUGAUUUAUAAUGGAUCCUGGUGACCGUACCAUUUCUCUAGAAACAUUUAAUUCGUGGAAAUUAACAGCUCUGAAGGAAUUUUUAAGCAGACGAGGACUAUCCACCGAUGGAUCCAAGAAUGAGUUAGCCGCCUUAUGCUUUGCUUCAAGUGUUAUGAAAUUGCCUUUGAAAGUGUCAGACUGUGAGUAUGUUGACCAACUUCAGAAAGAGUACAAAGAUUUGCUUUGUAUAGAAGAUAUUAUUUUACCUGAUCCCUUGAAACUCGGAGGUGGAUGGCAGAACGAGAAGUGCGGGAUGUCUCAGUGGCCCCCCUUAUUUUUAUCGGACAUUGUGAACUUUCUUAUAGAUAAAGGCACCAGCAACACCGUGAAAACAUAUAUGAAUGAUUACAAAAUUGGGAAGGCAUUCGAAUAUUGUGAAUCGAACUUUAUAAAAGAAAUAUUUUACCAUCCAAUUUCCUCAUCGUCUGCAUUAUGCUUCCUGAGAGCCAAGUGUACCCCUAGUCAAAGACUCAAAGAAGAGAGCCAUACCCUUUGGGUAGCCAUAUCUAAGGAAUCUGGUUGUGUGAAGGUGGCCUUUUGCUCCUGUACUGCAGGAAUGGGUCAGACAUGCAAUCAUGUAGCAGCCCUAAUGUUUAGGGUAGAGUCAGCAAAUAAACUGGGCCUGACUUCAUGUACAUCUUUACCAUGCCAGUGGAAGGUACCAUCAGCAACAACAGAAAUUGUGCCUGUCAAAAUAAAGGACUUAAGUGUUCGAAAGUCUCGUCAUGGACUAGAAAAAACAAGACCAUUAGUUUCAAAGCAGAAACACCAGUAUAAACCACAGGAGUCUGUUCACCUGGACAGGGACUCAUUUAUUGAUGAGCUGAGAAAAGCUGUGCGAAAUGCAUGUUUAUUGAAAGGAACGGAUCUACCGGUAUGUGAAGAAGUUCUUCAAGAACUGCCACACGAUGUUGGAGGAGACAAUUCCAUGGAGGCUGUUGAACACUACAUCAUCAGCAACAUGGUUAAAAAUGUCCAUACAGUUGAUGAUUUUAUUGACCAUCAACCAACUCUAACACCAAAUGAAGUGGACCAUAUUCAGAAAGAGACUGUAGGACAGAGUGAAAAUAAAUCAUGGCAUGCUCUAAGAAAAGACAGGAUUACUGCAUCCAAUAUGUAUGCAGUUCAUACACGUAUGAAUUCAUUCAAGAAAAAUCCUGAGGUGGACCUCAGUGCCAUUGUAUCUAUGGUAAUGGGUGGAAAGACUAUUAAUUCUAAUAUUAAAGCUCUGAAGUUUGGUAGAGAGUCAGAGCCACUUGCAAAGUCCAUCUAUUGUAAAAUGUACCUAGAAAGUCAUGUCGAUGCAAAAUUUAAAGAUUGUGGAAUUUUUCUAGAUCAAAACGUCUCUUUCUUAGCUGCCAGUCCCGACAUGCUGGUGUCUUGUGAAUGUUGUGGAGAUGGCUUGUUAGAGGUAAAAUCAUCAAUGCAACCAAAAUGUAGUUUAUGCUCCGCAUUUUGUACAUGUAACUUGCCCGAUUAUUUAUUUACGUCUGAUAAUGAAGCUUUGGAGAUUAAAAAAAAUCAUAGAUAUUUCUGUCAAAUACAAGGACAGAUGGCCAUUUGUAAGCGAAUGUGGUGCGAUUUUUUUGUUUAUUCCUGUAAUGGUACUUUCUCAAAAAGAAUCAAUUUCCAGGAAGAUUAUUAUUCGAAUGUUCAAUCAAAUUUGAUUUAUUUCUUCAAAACAUUUAUUGCACCUAAAUGUAUUGAGGAAGAAAUGUGUGCUUCAGCAUGUAUUGUGUGCCCAGACAAAGUGUCUGAAGAAUCUGAAUGUGAACCAAUGGAAGUAGAAGAUGGUGAAGGUGAUGUUUAUUUUUGUUUGAUUUGCAAAAACCAGAUUCAGGAGCAAGAGAAUGUCAAAUCUUUUGGACAGCGUAGUAUUUGUUGCGAUAUGUGUGACAAUUGGUUUCAUUUCAAAUGUAUAGGCAUGUCAAAGUCAGUUUUGAGUUGCACUUCCACUUGGUUAUGUCAAACUUGUUCAAGUAUGUCUUGAGGUGUCUGAUCCAAUAUAGAACAUAAACUAAUUCCGAGUUAUUAAAUAAUCAUUAGAUAUUUUAAAAAUUAAUUUGAAGUAUUGUAGAACUAUUACAGAGUAGAAAUGGAUUGAUUCACAAAAAUUUCAAAAUUGUACCAGGUAUUUACCCAAGUAGUAAUUGAAGAUUACUCUGAGGCCUGUAGAGAUACACUGAUUUUUUACGUAUUUAAAAAAUUAAUAUGAAAUGUCAUAGUAAAAGAAGGUGCAUUUUCUAUUGUGAGUAAUAUUUGAUUUAAAUUAGAAGUUUUGCCAGUUCCAAUUUUUUGAAAUUGAAUUGUGAGUACACACAAAGGUAGAAACUUCAUAGUUUAAAUGAAGUUUUAAGUGAGGACUUGUAGUUAUAAAUGAGAAUAGAAUAUUGAGUAAUAAUACAGUACACAUCUGUUGAGAAUUCAAAUUCAUUGUGUCUUGGCUAUUAUGGAUGGAAUACCUAUUAACCCUGUAGAAGUGGAAUUGUUGUGUAUAUCACAUCAAUUGAUAUGUCAGAAGAUAUAAUUUAUGCUCUGUUACUAUUAUGUUAUUUUGCUGUAAAUAUGAAUAUUGAAUUUUCUUUUCUUUCAACAACUUAAUUGUUUGAAAUAAAAAUACAACAUGUCUUGGUUGAA